Messenger RNA from Fragaria vesca subsp. vesca, 1235 nucleotides. Its product is annotated as CASP-like protein GSVIVT00013502001-like. Bases 425 to 1042 code for a protein of 205 amino acids. The record is from RefSeq and is a predicted model, not a curated record. Lineage: Eukaryota; Viridiplantae; Streptophyta; Magnoliopsida; Rosales; Rosaceae. The transcript has 3 exons.
UACCACUGAAUCAUGUCUCUUCCCAGCUGCACCUUCAAUUUAUGAUCACGACUGAAACAGAGGUAUUCUUGAGAUUCUCAAGAAGAGUUUCUAGAGAAAGCCUAGCCUCUGUCUUUCACCAAUUGGCUGGGAGUAAAAGGUUAGGGGUUAAUUGGAAUUACCAAAGGAUUCUUUAAAUUGUGAGCCCCUGUGGCUCUCACUCUAUACAAGUAGUUAGUGGGAAGUGAAUGGUGGCAUUGGGGGUAGGUGAGUGAUCAUGAUGAUGAUACUCUAAGUGCAUAUUGUUGGGUGGGGUUGAUUGAACUUGAUUCAAGUUGGUUUUUUCUUGGUAGCUCUUCUUUACUCUCUUCAGCACUUUGAGCUAGCUAGCUAACACUGCACUGCUCUUAAUUUUGGGGGAAGGAAAAACAAGUGAAAAUUAACAAUGAGCUACUUGGGUGUGGGUGUUAGUCCUGGGAAUGUCGCAGUGUCUCACAGCAGUAGCACCACAAAUCUAAAAGUGAUCGAUCGGAGAGUGAAGGUGGCAGAGUUGGUCUUGAGGUUUCUCAUCUGUGGUCUCGGACUCGCCGCUGCUCUUCUUGUGGCAACUGACACUCAAGUCAAAGAGAUCUUCAUGGUCAAGAAGAAGGCCAAGUUCACAGACAUGAAGGCUCUAGUGUUUUUGGUGAUAGUCAAUGGAAUAGCUGCUGCCUACUCUUUGCUGCAAGCACUGCGCUGUGUUGUGAGCAUGAUUAAAGGAAUUGUUCUCUUCAGCAAGCCCUUAGCUUGGAUGAUUUUCUCGGCUGAUCAGGUGGUGGCUUAUGUGGCUGUGGCCGAAGUAGGAGCUGCAGCACAGUCUGCGGCGUUGGCCAAGUUGGGGCAGUCGGAGCUACAAUGGAUGAAGAUCUGCAACAUGUAUGACAAGUUCUGCACCCAAGUUGGGGAGGGAAUUGCGAUCUCGGUCUUGGUUGGUCUCAGCACAAUCCUCAUCUCUUGCAUUUCUGCUUUCAAUCUCUUCCGAUUGUAUGGUGGCGGCAAGAACCAGAGCAGCUCAAGGUGGUAGUAGAUCGGAGACAUCAUUACUUAAUCUGCUAUACAUAGGAACCACCAACCACUCAUGUAACUAAAAUCUUUACUUCUCUACCUACUUCAUCUUUUACUCGAUCACCCUUCAAAUCCAUGUGUGUGAUGAGAAUGGUGAUCUGGUAAGUUUAGGCUUUUGGUUACCUUUAAAUUUCAUAAUAAUGAGUUUGUUA